This is a messenger RNA of Zeugodacus cucurbitae (melon fly), 1194 nucleotides long. It is a transcript of the gene Ddrgk1, whose product is annotated as DDRGK domain-containing protein 1. The transcript has 2 exons. Bases 109 to 1005 code for a protein of 298 amino acids. Lineage: Eukaryota; Metazoa; Arthropoda; Insecta; Diptera; Tephritidae. The record is from RefSeq and is a predicted model, not a curated record.
UGACGUUUAACGAUAUUCAGUUUGAGUAGAAAAUCACAAAAACAAAAUUGCUAAAUUGCUGUGUAGGCAAAUCAAUUUCAUAUAUAUUUUUACUAUAUCUAAAUAAAUAUGGAUCUGAUGUUAUUAAUAGGUGUAGCAAUAGCGCUACUAGUAAUAAUAAUUGGAAUAUUGUUAUUUCAAAGAAAAUCAACGGGAGACAAAACGGAUAAGCCAGCGCAACGAGGAGUUCCAGUGAGAGCACAAGAAGGUAUCCCAAGACGUGCCCAAAUAGCUCGAAAUCAACGUAAUCGUUUGCGUCAAAACGCUGCGGCAGCUGCAGCUGCAGAUCAGGCUGCUGCUUUAGAUAAUGCCUUGGAAGCGAAUGACAACGAUGAAGAUGAAGAUGAUGGUGAAAUCCCAUCAGGUCCGGUAUUGGAUGAAAAAAUGGGCGCCAAGAAACGUGCCAAAAUGGAAGCAAAAGAACAAAAGCGAAUAAUGCGCGAGCAAGAGUUGAAACAACGGGAAGAGCGGAAAGUUAAGGAAGCCAAACUCGAAGCGGAACGAAAGCAGCAGGAAGACCGUGAGGAAGAAGCGGAACGUAAAGCUGCUGAAGCUGAACGUUUAGCACGCGAAGAGCGCGAACGUAAAGAACAUGAAGAGUAUUUAAAAAUGAAAGAAGCAUUCAAAAUUGAGGAAGAAGGUUUUGACGAAGCUGAAGAUGCAGAAAAAGAGCAACUUUUACAAGAUUUUAUACAAUAUAUUAAAGAUAACAAAGUAGUUGUUCUGGAAGAUUUGGCGAUGGAAUUUAAACUAAAAACUCAACAAGUGAUCGACCGUAUACAGGACUUGCAAGCGAAUGGUACAUUAACGGGAGUAAUCGAUGAUCGUGGAAAAUUCAUCUACGUUUCUCAGGAAGAAUUACUUGAAGUGGCAAAAUUCAUAAGACAGCGGGGGCGAGUUUCUAUAGCCGAACUGGCAGAAAGUAGCAAUAAUUUGAUUAACUUGACACCUGUAUCAAGUACUUAACAGAUAGUACAGAGAAUGUAAACAAAUAUGUUAGUCUAAUUUUGUUGUUUAAUUCUCUUAUAACAGACCUUUAUGUAAAUUCUGAACAAAAUUCAAUGUACAUAUGAACAAUUUUAAUAUGACGUUAAUUCUUACAAUAAUAUGUACCUACAUACGAAAUGUAUAAAAUAAAUAUUUUUAUUAAUCCGA